Messenger RNA from Scylla paramamosain (green mud crab), 3169 nucleotides. Its product is annotated as ras-specific guanine nucleotide-releasing factor RalGPS1-like. Gene Ontology annotation, molecular function: guanyl-nucleotide exchange factor activity. Gene Ontology annotation, biological process: positive regulation of GTPase activity; Ras protein signal transduction. NCBI's taxonomy places the organism in Eukaryota, Metazoa, Arthropoda, Malacostraca, Decapoda, Portunidae. The transcript is spliced from 16 exons. Gene Ontology annotation, cellular component: plasma membrane. The record is from RefSeq and is a predicted model, not a curated record.
CAAUGAGCGUCAGUUGUGUCUAGUGUGCCGGACAGUAGAGGUGUACACCGCUCUCUUCGAGGUGGUUGUCAUUGACAGUGGUGUUGAUUCAGUUUAUUCGUGGAUUCCUUGGAUAGGCGUUGUCUUGGAACACAGGAUUGUCGCCGAGAGACAGCAAGGCAGCAGGAUGUGCGGCGUAAGGAGCUGAGGGCCUCAUCCAUCAGCCAUGCACGGAUUGAUGGUGAGCCCAUGUCAGUGGUGGGACCAAGGGCAGCGAAAGCAUCAUUCUCGUGCACGAAGAUGAGGUACUCCGAGAUGCCUAGAGACAUAUCCUGUGAUAGCCUUGCUGCCCUCCGCAUCAAUGAGAGUGGAAUGGACAGUGAUGAUGAUGAGGAGCGCAGCAGUGGUUGUGGGGGUGGGAGGAGCAUGGCCAUGCCAAUGUGUGCUCGUGGUACUUCUCCGCCAUCCUCUGUUUAUCGAAAGGUAGUUCAAGAAUCCUACUACGAUACAAGUGACAGCAUGAAGGCACUAACAAAAACAGCAUAUAGCUACGGAACAUUACCAAGAAUCCAUAGCCACAAGUCAGCAAGUUUGCCAGCUAGAGGGAAGGAUACAGAAUCUCCCCCAGUUUUGGACGUGUUGCGUGUGCUGCCUGAAGACCUUGCAACCCAGAUCACUCGGAUGGACUUCCCAGUAUUCAAGUAGGUCAAUCACCACCCUGAAGAACUCACUUCUUGUGGGUGGACCAAAAAAGACAAGCUGAAAUCUGCUCCAAAUGUUGUUGAGUUUACCCGUAGAUUUAAUCAUGUGAGCUUUUGGGUAGUGCGAGAAAUCUUGAAUGCUGGGGGUGUGAAGCAUCGAGCUGAGAUGAUGACACAUUUUAUCAAGGUUGCUAAAAAACUCAAUGAACUUCACAACUUCCAUUCACAAUUUGCCAUUGUCAGUGCUCUUCAGUCUGCCCCAAUUUAUAGGUUAACAAAGACUUGGGCUGCUCUAUCUCGCAAAGACCGCCAACACUUUGAGCGCAUGACUGAACUUUUUAGUGACAAGAACAACUGGGAACAGCUACGUAGCCAUGUAUCCAGCCUCAAGCUGCCCAUGAUUCCUUAUCUUGGUUUAUUCCUCACUGACCUUGUGUACAUUGAUAUGGCUCAUCCACAUUUUGGGGGUCUGGAGUCUGAGCAGCGGCAGUUGAAAAUGAACAACAUAUUAAGGAUGUUGGCAGACUACCAGAGAUCAGAUUAUUCUGCACUUCCACACCUUCAGCAUGUGCAGGCAUACCUUGCCUCUGUCAGAUAUAUUGAGGAACUUCAGAAGUUUGUGGAAGAUGAUCACUACAAGUUAUCCUUACAGUUGGAACCCAAUACUCCAAGUAGUAGCAAUAGUGCAAGUAAGGACAGUGUUUCUGAUGCUGCUGGAGGGAUCAGUUCUCUCAAUGUGUCCCCCUCUUCCCGCUUGGGUCACAUGGUUCUCAAGACCAAAUUUGUCCCAACACACCGGAAAGCACGAAGUCUAGGAACUAAAUUUCGGAGUAUGAGUCUCCCACGCAAUCUCCACCGCUCCGAGCCCCAAACUCAGGGGGUUGACCGCUUCGGUAUUUUCAAAGGAUGCUCUGGGUCAGGUGAAGGAAUGCGCUGUGACUCCGUAAACAGCCUUGGGAGCCAUGAGCCUGGCUGUCCUUCAGCUCAGGGAUCACAAGGUUCCAGGCACCUCCUGGAUGACUCUGAACUAGACCCUCCUCCACCUCCUCAGCAUGACUGCUCCUCACCACCUUCACAUACUCUUACUCGCACUUGGUCUGGCCUGUCGUCUGACUCAGAGACUGAGGUGGUAUUUGAGGUGAGUGGGGAGGACUGUGGUGUGCAGGGACCACUAAGGCGCAAGACGGUUAUCAAGGAUGGCCGCCGGCCAGCUGUUUCAGCCUGGCAUAGAUACUGGGUCCAGUUAUGGGGAGGAGCACUUGUGUAUUACCACCCAAAGAGUCUCACCUCUCGUGGUCAAGAACGAGCAGACUUCAAAACAUCCCCAUGUAAACUACAACCCUUGGCUGGAUCAGAGGGAAAGCUGGUGUUAGUUGGUCCACAUGAUGCACAAUCCCAGCCUGAUGUGUUCCAGGUUAGGGUAUACUCCUUGCUUUCUGACCCAGCCAAGGCUACAAUAUACAAGUUUCGGGCUCCCUCAGUAUCUGCUGCCAAAUCCUGGAUCUCAAACCUUCAGCAAGCUCUCUCAGAAAACACUCAAAUACCACCAGAUUCUUUAGAAAAUUUGAUGACAUUUGAAUAAUACAUCAUAUUUGCAUUUUUUAAGUGGUGAAACUUUGCUGUAAUGAUAGAAUGAGCAUAAAUAAGUGUAUGCUCUCUCUCAAGACAGUAGGAAGUGAAUAAUAUUCUUGACUGUAUAUGAUAUUUAUUUGUAUUUCACGUUAAUCAACCCUGAAACCCAGAGGAAAGAUUUGCAUACAAACAGCAGUGUAUUUCCUUUGCUUCAGUUAGCAAAAUGUUUUAUUUGCAAAAAUAUUUGGUAAUUUUCUUCUUCAUAUUCAAAUAGAUAUAGGAAGAGCUUGGAGUAUAUAGUUUCAUAUAGAUUUUAGGAGCUCAGCUAUUUCUCUCUCUCUCUCUCUCUCUCUCUCUCUCUCUCUCUCUCUCUCUCUCUCUCUCUCUCUCUCUCUCUCUCUCUCUCUCUCUCUCUCUCUCUCUCUCUCUCUCUCUCUCUCUCUCUCUCUCUCUCUCUCUCUCUCUCUCUCUCUCUUCAAUUUUAUGUAUACCUUAUUUACAUCUAUAGUUUUCUGCCAGUAUUGACUGGAAGCAGCCAGAAUAAUAGCACUUUGUGUUAUACAUGGAGACAAAUACCAAAUAUUCAUCAUAUAGACAAUUCCAUGCUUGUCAUUGGUCCUGAAGGAGUGUUAUCACAAGGAGGGUACAGAAGAGUAGUUUCUAAAGGAUGGUUAGAAUUUAGUCAUGCUGGUAGUUUCUGGUGCUGAAAAGUACCAGUCAUGGUCAGAGAAACAUAAAUCUAGUCUUGCUACAGUCCUAACUGCCAAAGGAAUUAUGUGUUUACAUGUGUAACACCACAGAUAAAUUAUUUAUGAUAGAACAGAAAAGGGUUGCAUAUUAUGAAGUGUACAAGCAAAAUUACUAUGAUACAUGAUUACAAUGUCAGUCCACUACAAAUAAAUAUGAGGUUUCAUAAA